CGUAACCUCACUCCACAUAUUCACCCUCAAAACUCCAAACCCUUCAAAAACCCUUUUUCUUUCUUCUUCUGUUCUUCAUUUCAGAGUUUCAACUUUCUAGUUUCUAACCAACUCAAAAAAAAAUACACAAAAUUCCCAACUCGAAAUCUUGCAAAUGGCGUUUCUACGCAAACAAAAUCUUGGCAAUUUCCGCCAUUAUUUAACCUCUAAUUCAUCCCAACAAAUUAAACAUCAUCAUUUUUGCAAUAACACCAAGCAUACUGUUUCUCAUCAUUAUCAUCAUCAAUUGUUACAACAGCAACAAUUUCAACAAAGUUAUGUUAAGUAUUACUCCAGAUUUUCGAAUUUGUUUAGAAAAUCAGGGAAAAAUAUUGACGUUCCUACCUCACCAAUUUUAUUUGGGUCAUUGAAUUUCUCAUCAACAUCAACAAAAUCAUCGAUUUUAUCGAGAUUUAGGGUUAUUGAGUGGUAUUUAGGGAUGAUUAAAUCUCGCCCUGUUCUUACCAAAAGUGUUACUUCUUCUUUUAUUUACAUUGCCGCCGACUUAACCUCUCAGACAAUUGGAUUGCCAUCUUCUGAGCCAUAUGAUUAUAUUAGGACACUACGCAUGGCUGGAUAUGGUUUGUUAAUAUUAGGACCAACACUGCAUUAUUGGUUCAAUUUUAUGUCAAGAAUUCUUCCAGGAAGAGACUUAGUGACUACAUUGAAGAAAAUGGCUUUGGGGCAGACAGUUUACGGACCAUUUAUGACAGUUGUUUUCUUUUCCAUGAAUGCUGCUCUGCAAGGUGAAGAUGCCACGGAAAUUGUCGCAAGAUUAAAGCGGGAUUUACUUCCAACAAUGCUAAAUGGUGUUAUGUACUGGCCAAUGUGUGAUUUUAUCACAUUCAAAUUUGUACCUGUCCAUUUACAGCCGCUAGUGAGCAAUUCAUUUUCGUAUCUGUGGACUGUUUAUAUGACAUACAUGGCAAGUCUGGAGAAAGCAAGCUUGGCUUGAUGAUGCAAAAAUCAUUCAGGAGCUGGGUUACCACUUUUUGGAACAAAUUUAAGAAUGCGAUGAUGGAUUAUAAGUCUGUUCGGUGCCUUCAGCUGUCAAAGCAAUGGAAUCAGCUUUCUUGCCUAAUAUUGUUGAGCAGGGGAUAGCUGGUUAUGUUUUGUAAUAUAUUUUAAAAUCAAGUGUAAAACGGUACCUUAUUAAUUUAUCAGCUUUUUUAUAA
Beta vulgaris subsp. vulgaris (sugar beet) is the source of this 1214-nucleotide messenger RNA. RefSeq lists its product as uncharacterized. The transcript is spliced from 4 exons. Lineage: Eukaryota; Viridiplantae; Streptophyta; Magnoliopsida; Caryophyllales; Amaranthaceae. The coding region runs from base 155 to 994 and encodes 279 amino acids. The record is from RefSeq and is a predicted model, not a curated record. Gene Ontology annotation, cellular component: membrane; cytoplasm.